Messenger RNA from Daphnia magna, 1912 nucleotides. Its product is annotated as protein croquemort. Bases 244 to 1698 code for a protein of 484 amino acids. Gene Ontology annotation, cellular component: cytoplasm; membrane. The record is from RefSeq and is a predicted model, not a curated record. NCBI's taxonomy places the organism in Eukaryota, Metazoa, Arthropoda, Branchiopoda, Diplostraca, Daphniidae. Gene Ontology annotation, molecular function: scavenger receptor activity. The transcript has 9 exons.
AACAGAGCCAGGAAAACGACCUCAUUCGUUACGUGUACAGUCAAAACGUUUAUUUAUAGCGUUUACUUUAGUAGUUACCUUUGGAUUAUUAUUUUUUGUUCAUUGCAUGGUCGCUCAGUGAUAAUCCCAUUCGUCUUCCGUUACAACUCGAAAGUAUAUAAAGACAUACAGGUAGUUGUUUGCCAAUGAGAUUCGGCGCGUCGAACAGUCUGGACAUCAUUCGACAAAACAUCGGUUAAAAACAUGAGUCGUGGACCUGUCUUUUGGGGGAUCUUCGGCAUGGUAGGUGCCAUCAUUGGAGUGGUUUUUGCAGUUGGAAUUCCUUUUCUCGUCAGUUUCAUAGUUGAUCAGCAACUGAGACUUCAGCCUGGCACGAUUAUGUACAAAUUUUGGGAAACUUCGCCAGUCCCGAUGUACAUCCGUUUCUACAUGUACAACGUGACAAACAGUGACGAUGUCCUCAAUCUUCAAGUUAAGCCCAUCGUUGAAGAAAUUGGGCCUUUUACCUACACUGAAGUGCACGAACGCGUGAAUGUGGAGAGAUAUGACAAUUUCACUCUCAAGUUCCAGCAGAAGAGAUAUUGGCAGUAUGUUGAAGAAAUGAGCAAUGGAUCUUUGGAAGACCCCAUCACUACCCUUAACGUCCCUCUUUUGAGCGCAGCCUAUACUAUACGGUUCAAGCCACAAUUCAUCAAAGCAGGCUUCAAUGCAUUCAUUAGAAAAACCAACACCGAAAUUUUUGUGACGAAAACGGUGAACGAACUCUUGUUCGCCGGUUAUUCAGAUCCUUUACUGAAUUUUUCCCAGCUGAUUCCACCAGGUUAUCUCGAUAUUCCACCCGGAUAUGACAAAUUUGGCUGGUUUUAUAAACGCAAUGGGUCAGAAACAUAUGACGGCGUGUUUAAUAUUUUUACCGGUGUGGAUGAUAUCAGUAAACUCGAUGUGAUGGACAUGUGGAACUAUACCCGAAAAACCGAGUAUUACGAAUCGUAUUGUGGAAUGGUCAACGGAUCGUUUGGUGAAGGAUGGCCGCCAAGAAGAGAGCGAACAAGCAUCGAAAUGUAUUCUACCGAUCUAUGCAGGUCUAUUACUUUGGACUAUACGCAAGAUGUUUCGAAAAAGGGCGUCACAUUUUACCGGUUUGCUGGUACAGAACGAAUGUUUGCAAGUGCACAGGAAAAUCCAGACAAUUGGUGUUUUUGGUCGGGUGAUGUCUUUAACCUGUCAGGAGUCAGCAACUCGUCAACGUGUCGCUACGGAGCCCCUGCCUUUGUUUCAUUUCCUCACUAUUAUUUGGCGGACUCUUUCUUACAAAAUCAAGUAGAAGGAUUGAAUCCCCAAAAAGAACUACACGAAUUCCAUGUCGAUCUCGAACCGCGUACAGCAGUUCCGUUACAAGUCGCCGCUCGUUUCCAAAUCAACAUUUUAUUAGAGUCCAUAAAAGGCAUAAGCAUCCUCAAAAACGUCAGACAAGUCUACAUGCCAGUGAUGUGGUUCGGUGUAAGUGCCGAUUUGACUGACAGCUUGUUGGGUUGGAUUCAUUUUACCUUGAUAGGACCUUACAUUGGAUCCUUUUGCUUCUUCUUGCUUUUUGUCGCAUCUAUGGUCGUAGUUGCAAAAAGUGGAAUCAAAUAUGCCAAAAUGAAAAGGAUACAACCAAAAAACGAAGUGACAAUAACGGAAGAUAGCGAUAAAUAAAAUAAAAAACGUAACUGGACAUAAAUAAGAAAAUAUCCGUGUUACAACCAUUACAAAUCCGGAAUUUUUUUAUGUCGGUCAAACAUAAAUGAAAAACAAAUCUUUUGAUUUAAUAGAUGCAUACUGCCCAAAUUGCUGUACCUGUAUGGCGAAAAUUAGAGAAGAUUGGAACUAAAAAGUAUGUAUCAAAUAGAACAAUUUUACAAACCGAAAA